AGCGUCGGCAGCGGCUCCUCUUCCAUCUUGGCUCCACCCCGCCGUGAUCCGGGGCCGCGGAGCGCAGGGGUCAGGGAGCAAAAGGGGGCCGGGCUCCGGAAACAAACGCCUCGCCGCGUCUGGCAGACUGUCCUUUCUGUUCCCAGAACACUUAUCAAACUCUUUGGGUGCGAUUGAUUCGGAGCUGAUUCGGUGUGCGAGUGCGCGAUCGUGUGAUUUCGCUCCGGAUCAGAAGUGCAAAGGGGGCCGAUUCUCUGCGCCGGUUCGAGAGGAGCCGUAGCAGAGGCGCGCAGCAUCUCCAAAGCCGAAGCAAUGGAACCUUUUUCUCUGUAUGACAUCACUGCUGUUGUUUACACCAAAUCCACCGAGAGAAUUAUUUCACCCAUGGUUGCUGAACUUUACCACUUAAUUAUAGCAGUACAAUGGGGAGAAGUGAAUCGUGAAGGUUUGGCUGGUUUACAGGAGGCAGCGGAGGAAUUAGCCAAAGCUACUGGACAGCUUUCCUCUACUGCAAGGAGGCUGGCUGAAGAAUCCGAUGAUGAGGUGCUAAAGCGGGAAAUGGCACCCGCAGCGGAAUCUCUCCUGAUCUCUGGGGAAAACAUCCUCCUGGUUUCUCAGAAGCUUCUCAUUCAACCCGAUGCCAAGAACUGCCUAGAGGAACUGGCUUCAUCUGCAAAAAGGAUCCUCGUGGAAACCAUAAAAGUCCUCCAAGCAGAAGAUGAUGCCCUGGUUAGGAAGAUAAUUCAAGCUGCCCACUGGCUUUUCAACUGCCUCCUUGUACUGGAACCUGCUGAAGACGUAUCCGCAAUGCUGGUCACUUUCCGCAGCUUUUCGGAGGCUUUGUUGCUGCUGACCAAAUUGACAGAAAGACUUCUUUGGGAUCUGAAAGAAUCUUGUCGGAAGCACUUGGCUCAAACCCUACAGCUCCUUAAGAACUGCAUUCCGAUGCUGUACACAGCAAAACUCAGCAGCUUAAAGCACGCUGGUGAUGAGCAAGUGGAAGUCUCGAAAAGCUAUAUUUUUGGCUUGGCAAGAAGCACGGUGAAGGAAUUGAUCUCCCAGCUGAGGAACAAGGUGGGAACAAAGAAACUACAUGAAAGAACCGGGCUCUUUCCUCACCAUUUGCACAAUGUUUUGAGCCUCCUGUCCAGACCUCAGUCCAAUGAGGGUGAGAUAAGCUUCCUUGUAGAAUCAUUAGUAUUCUACAGCAUGCUGUUAGCUGACUCAUCAAGAGGACCUGUGAAGCUCAAUCUGGUCCAGCACUGCCAUCGCCUCCUGAAGUUCAGAAAGAUGAUUGCCACAAAUGAGGGCACAUUGGAGGGUUUCCCAGUGGAAAACCAGAGAGGGGGUAGUAUAGAAGAGAAAUGUUCUGCCAUGAGAGCAGAGAUGGAAAAUCUUGAUCAAGCAGUACGUACUGCUGUUCUCUAUCAGGUUCUGGACAAUUUUGUGGAGACCAAAGGACCCAUUAAGAGGUUGGUGGAAGCUGCCAUGCAACCAUGUUCUCCUGCUGAAAAUGGAGGAUUCCUAAGAAAACUGAAGCCUCUCACUACUGAAUUCUUCAACCAUUCCAACCAGAUGCUCAAAGCGACAAAUUUUGUUCUAGUCACCUGCACUGAAAGGAAAACCAUUCAAAGCAUCGAAGGCUGUGUAGACCAUCUGAGUAGGCUUCUUGCCACUGUGCCUGCCCUCCUCAGUGAAAUGAGCCACCCUCCAGGUCGUAAGGGUGCACCCGAAAAAUUGCACUUCCUGUGUCAGACGUGGUUGAGCACAACCGAAAGCCUGCUGAUGUGUUUGGACAAAGUAAUUGAUCUGCGUGAAUUCCUCGAAUUAUGUCUGCAGGACAUGGUGGAGCACAAAGCAAGGAGCGAAAAGGCCUUAGAGGAGCAGCAGUCUGGAGAGUUUUCUCAGCACGCAUCCAGUCUUUCCAAAAGAGCUGUGCAAGUUGUUGAGUUUAUUAGCAGACAUCUGAACAGAGCCAGAGAUCCCAUUUUCCGGAAUGGACUGCUGGUUCUAAUUAAGCAACUGGAAAAUGCCAUACCGCAGGUGAAGGUUGCUGCAGAUCAGUGUCUGGGAAGAAUGGCUAGUCUGCAAGCCAAAGAUGAAUAUUCAAAGAGGGCAAAAGAUUUGAUGGAGGCUGCUUGCAAUGUCAGACUGGGACUGGAUGAGUGCAAUCAGCCAGAUAUUCUCAGCCCACUUCGGGUGGGUGUUCGAAGCGGCAUUCUUUUCAAAGAUGUUCCAGAUUGUUCCACUCCCCAGGACCUUCUAGAGCUUGACACACAAAGCACCACAAAGCAAAGUAGUUCAAACAAUUCAGAAUUACUGGAAGAGCUCUCAGGCAGGUCUAUCCCUUGUUCUUCCUCCACAAAUCCUAGUGGCAGUGAUUUAUUUUCUGAAGGUGCAAGUGGAAAGAUCAAUAUGCACACUCUGGUCAGCGAGAUCCUAGCAGCUACAAAGACACACAAUGUCACAAGUCUGAACAGUGCUUGCUCUGACUUAUUGGAGCUUUCCAGUUGUUGGGUGGAUGCUGCUAAAGAGGCCUUGCAGGUUUCUAAGCUGCAUGUGUCAGAGGAACUGUUGCAAUACAGAGAAAUAGUGACAUUAAUCCCUUGUCUUAUUAGCUCAACCAGAGAGGUAGACGCAAACUCUAUUCCUUGCACAGAGACACUUCAGCAAACAGCAGUUUUGCUCUCGGAGAGAAUUGAUGCAGUUAAGGAAGGUCUGACCGUUGUUGCAAGUUCCUGGUACAGCCUGGCUAGGCAGUUAAUUUGCGUUCGAUCCUCUCCCGAAUUUUCUGACAAUGCGAAAGUGUUAGGCGAGAUCAUGGAGAUUUUACAGGCUGUUGUUCAGCUGGCUGGCCAAGCCACUCGUAUAGAACACGACGAGGGGCUCCCUGAGCUUCCCGGACUUCACGAAACCUUUCUGCGAGUUCAAGCUAAAUUCAUUUGUGUGCAAGCCAGGACAAAACUCUUGCUUGAAAAGGCGCUGGCUGUUAAUCAGCCCCUCUCCAGCAACAAAGCUGAGCUGGAGACAAUGGAUGCUCAUUGCCUCUUGUGGUCUGUCACCAUCCAAGCAUUCCUAAACUCUGUAGACCAGUUUAUAGGAAGAGACGUAUUGUCCUUAACCGAGUUGCGAGACAAAGCAAAGCACCUGCCCUGCUUGCAGAGCAGCCUGGCAGCAGUAUCAGAAAGUUCCCUUCGGAUACAGGAAGCAAGCAGGCUGUCGCUUCUGUCGUGUGCUGAACACAGUGCUAAGCAUGAGGUUACAGCACUAAAGGAGCAGAUGAAAACACUGACAUACUCCCUGCUUGGAGUUGCCGAUGUUCUGACUGCCUCCCCGCUUCCUGACCCCAAUUUGUCGGUUCGUUUUGAGCUUCUCCAAAGGGAACUUGCCAUAACAGCCAAAGUCCUUCUGCUUCAGAUGAGUGUGAUCAAUGGAGAAUACUUGAGUUGCAUCCGAAGCAUCAUCAGCCGAACCCUGCCUUUGCCAUGUGGCAGUGAAGGCGACAGGGUCGAAUUAGACAAGGAGGCCUUUGAGAAAAAUGCGGAUGAGCUCCGAGCAAAUAUCCAGAUGGUCAAAAAGACUGUCGGUGAUGCUCUGGAGAGCCUUUCUUCUGAGGAACUGAGAGGGAACUUACUCUCCAUGGCAGACCACCUUCUGCUCCUCACUGAUGAAGUGAUCAGGAGAGCUGGGGAACUCCAAAGCCAGCUAGACAAGGAGUAUCUUCUCGGAGACUGUGUUUUAUACGAGUGGUCUGCUACAGCGGCUUAUCUUGUGAAACAGCUUCAGUCCACAAAGGGUGCAAGUGAAGCGGCUGUGGCGCAUGUGAGGAGGUGCUUGCAAAACAAGGAGGGGCACAUGCCUUCCAGCCUAUCUGUCUGCCAGCUGCAACCCCCCUUACAGAAAGAACUGGGUAGUGCAAAGGACCAGAGUCCUGGGACACCAAAGCACAAAGCCACUAAGACUGGGCGAGGCCUGUUGCUUGCUAGGGACGUUACCAAAACGCCUCGGGAAGAUCUGCAAAGUGGUUUUGAGCCCAGUCAGUCUGAACGCAGCUUGAGAGUCAGCCCUGCUGCCUCGCCGGGAGACUCUGAGAAGUUGGGGCACGACGGCUGUCCAAUUGCACAAGUCACCCAGCAGAUGACAACUCAGAUGUCCUACAUGGCCAAGUUUCUAAAAAGGAAGGGGCCAAUCGCGACCAAGGAACAACUCAUUUCCUGCGCCACACAGAUCAUUUCUGGAGGGGAAGCCCUGGUAAAGUUUGCCGGCAUCAUUGCAAAGAACUGUCUAGACGAAAGAUGUGCGACCGAACUGCUGUAUGCCAUGGAGCAAACCAAGACCAUUAGCUACCAGCUUAGCAUCGUUUCCAGGGUAAACGCAUCAACAGGUAAAAGCAGGUCAUCUGCCGAGCACCUUGUGAGCAAUGCACAGAACCUAAUCCAGGUGGCUCUUCAGAUGUUAAAGGCUGCAGAAGUGGCUUGCGUCAAAGGUUUGCGUCAACCGGCCCCUGAUUCAGAAGAAGCCAAUGUAGCUGCAUUUUGCAGCAGGUGGAGGAAAAGUCUGUGGUGGCACAGGGCCAAGGAAGCUUUAAAUUCAGAGAGAGAUGAACUGGGACUUCGCAAAAAGGGGUCGUGGACCGAACCCACAUUCACAUCCAUGACCCAAGAACUAUCAGCUCCUUAGUCAGAACUGCUCUAAAUCUAAAUGUUUGCUGUUUCUGGCCAGAAGCAGGUUAUUGACAUUGGUUAUGCUCCAACUUGUGGAAAGAGACAUCACACUCAGAAUAAUUUAGUCUGCCCAUUAUAGUUGCUGUGGACGUAGUGCCCAAGUUCAGUGCACAAAUGUAAUCGCCGCUAUGGUCACAAUUAUUCACAUGCUUAGCUGUUGCCUAUCCUCAAAGUUGCAACUCUGCCCUUGCCUUUCAAUAUGCCUAUCUUGUUUGUUUCAGGUGGCUUCAACUUCACUACCAUUCACCCCCCCCCCAAUGUCAGGUAGUAGAAAGAAUACCAAAGUUGGGAGACAUGGGUUCAAACCGCUGCUUGGCCAUGACUCUCGCUAUAUCUCAGGCUAACGUAUCACACAGGGUUAUUGUGGGUAGGAGGAAAUGACCAGGCAGUCCAACAAGUAUAUACACCUUAGGAGGGAAGGGGGAGAAAGUAGAUAAAAUCUACAAUGCAGAUUUCCCAGCCUUUUAGCAGUCCAUGAAAAGUCAAGAGAUUUUCACUCUUUUUUAAUUUGUUAAAAAUGUCAGACACAUGAGUAUAUGUUACUGUCAUUACAUAUCAAUACAAAAAAGCAAUACAAAUUAAGCAGUUGAAUACAAAAAUACAUUGAAUACAUGAACACCACAAUGUGCCAGCACUAAAUGAGAAUAAUGUAUACAUGAAAAAAGAAAAUACAUUUUUUACACAUACAACUUAUGAAUUUUCUACUUAGAAAUGUUUUAGCUGUGUCCUUUGCAAUUUCUUCUAUAUACAGCAUAGAAUAAAAUACUUUAAAAAUGCUUCAGUUCCUCAAUAUGUAAUACAGUAUCUUUUAGGCUAUGAGUAUCAAUUCAUGAAUAAAAAAUGAUGCUGUG
This is a messenger RNA of Podarcis muralis (Common wall lizard), 5575 nucleotides long. Lineage: Eukaryota; Metazoa; Chordata; Lepidosauria; Squamata; Lacertidae. The record is from RefSeq and is a predicted model, not a curated record.